This is a messenger RNA of Planococcus citri (citrus mealybug), 1555 nucleotides long. Its product is annotated as speckle-type POZ protein-like. The transcript is spliced from 2 exons. Gene Ontology annotation, biological process: regulation of proteolysis; proteasome-mediated ubiquitin-dependent protein catabolic process. Gene Ontology annotation, cellular component: cytoplasm. NCBI's taxonomy places the organism in Eukaryota, Metazoa, Arthropoda, Insecta, Hemiptera, Pseudococcidae. Gene Ontology annotation, molecular function: ubiquitin protein ligase binding. The record is from RefSeq and is a predicted model, not a curated record. Bases 296 to 1456 code for a protein of 386 amino acids.
GUUGUAUUUACAGUUUACACAUUACACAUACACAGUGUGAUGCGUACAACGGUGUGUACAUAUUGAUAUUUGGUAGUCAACAAAUGAGAAAAGCAAGUUCUACUCAAAUCCACUGAUAAAGUGAUCAAUAGUGCGCUUCUAUAGUUUGUGAUUUUCGAACUUGGUCAUUGGCGAGGUAACCAAGGAUACCCUUAACGUGUUGUAUUUUAUGCGUUAGUCAGAGAAAAUGAAUCAAAAUUGAAAACGUAGAUAGUAGAUACCUAUCAUCAUACCUACUCUGCUACAUAAAUGAGCCAUGUCAAGCGCCUCCACUGUAUUAGGCCCACCUACCAAAAUAAGAACUUCAAUUCCGGAUUGGCAUUGUAUCACUUACGGCGAAUGGCGAAAAACGUCACAAUUGUGGACAAUCAACGGUUUUAAAGAAUAUCACUGUAAAGUGAACAAACCGCUCAGAUCGUCAGAAUUCGUUAACUCUGAAAAUCCCGAAUAUAAAUGGUACCUAACUAUUGAUACUGACAACCAGCAAAUUCUCGAAGAUAAAGAGUAUAUCGGAAUAUUUUUGAAUCUUGACAGAGACAAUAUCUAUGACUAUGAUAUAUUCGUCAACAUGAUGAUAUGUAUACGAGAUGCUUUAGGAAUGGAAAUAUUUUAUCGUAAAGCACAAGUGGAAUUCACAUUAAGCAAUAAUCAACAUGGUUUUCCAGAUUUUAUUACGAAGAGGGUACUAUUCUAUCCAGAUCUGAUAAACAGACUCGUUCCUGAAGACACAUUCACAGUUUUCUGCGAAAUUGAGUAUACUGAAAUGCGUGCCAACGAUUGUCACUCACGGCAAGGACCUGAAGUGAAAGCGACGAUUUCUGACAAUCUACCAAAAGGAUUAGAACGUUUGUUGCGUGAUCAAACUUUUGUAGAUGUAACUUUUGUGGUGGAUGGCAAGAAAUUCGGUGCUCACAAAAAUAUUUUAGCAGCGCGUAGUCCUGUUUUUGAGGCCAUGUUCAAACACGAUCUGCAAGAAAAUAGAUCAAACCAAGUUAACAUCUCAGACAUCCGUCCUGAAGUAUUUGAAGAAUUUUUACUCUUCAUGUAUACUGACAACACUCCCAAUCGCGAAAUAGUGACAGAGUUAUUCGUUGUUGCUGACAAAUAUCAAGUUGAAGGUCUACGGGUACUGUGCCAAAAAAUUAUAUUGAAGGAAUUAUCGGUAGAGAACGCGUUCGAUUUGUUAGUUUUUGCUGAUCUUCAUGGGGCGGAACGAGUGCUAACGAAGGUUGCAUUUUUCAUCAAAACAAACCCUGCCAAUCUUACGUCAACCCAGGAGUGGAAAAAUGCAAUUUUGACACAUCCUCAUCUAUUUGAUCUAGUAAAUGGAGUAUGUCGAGUCAAACGGCCUCGUGUAUCAUCAGAGCUUCAAGGGACAUGUCCUUCCAACAAAAAGAAGAAAUUGGCGGAUACCUAGAAACCUAUCUAGGUACUCGUACCUAGUUACUUUUUGUAAUAUAGAUACAUAAGUGUUCUUACUUUGUAACAUUUUGAAUUACAAUUUGCUCAACUCGUA